UGUAGUUGCAACAUCGUAUGGAGAAGACUGUGUCCUUACUGCAGUGCACAUCGCAUGGAUAGUCCUCCGGAUUUUUUUUUUCCGCUUCGUGGCUUCGUUUGGAUCUAUCUAUUAUUCUCUGCCUGGUAUUGGAAUAUAUACUCUGUUCAUCUGAGAAGGAAAUUAUCUGUUUUCUAAUGCAAGAGUGCUAAAUGCUGACCUGAGCUCUGGUAUAUGAGGAACACAAUCUACAGAUGGAGUCAAGGGUUCCUCACCACAUUCCUGGAGUCUCCUCCUCCAUCAUGGUGCAGCCUUUGCUGGACAGCCGCAUUCCCUAUGGAUGGCUCCAGCACCCAUUAACUAUAUACCCCAUUGACCAAAUGAAAUCUUUACAUUUGGAGAAUGACUACAGCGACACCCCUGCUGUGAUCUCACAACAGCCAGCAAGCCACAAGGCAGGCACGAGGGGGCAGGAAGUCCUGCUGGGAGCCCCGCACCAUCCUCAUCUGUCCCGCUGCGAGGUCCCAGAUGCCACCACACAUCCUUGGAUUUCAUUCAGUGGUCGGCCCAGCUCCAUCAGCAGCAGCAGCAGCACCUCCUCCGACCAACGGCUGCUGGACCACGCAGCUCCCACCCCUGUUGUGGAUCCGUACACUACUGGCAAUGGCCAUGGCAGGACCCUAGGUGCAGAGCAACCCAAGGCGCUGAGCUCCAAGACUCAGAAUGUGAAGGCUGUGGCGGCCUUGCCAUUGGAGAAGAAGCACGUGCCAUUGUGCGAGAAGUGUGGCAAAUGCCGAUGCACAGAGUGCACGUUGCCCCGGGCCCUGCCCUCUUGUUGGGUUUGCAACCAAGAGUGCCUGUGCUCAGCGCAGAACCUAGUGGACUCUGUCACUUGCAUGUGUCUAGUCAAGGGAGUCUUCUACCACUGCACUGAUGAGGAUGAGGAAGGUUCCUGCGCUGACAAGCCAUGCUCCUGCUCGCACUCGAACUGUUGCGCACGCUGGUCCUUCAUGGCAGCCGCUUCAUUGGUGCUGCCCUGCCUGGUGUGUUAUUUGCCUGCCACUGGUUGUGCCAAGCUUUCGCAGAAGUGCUACGACGGCAUCAGCCGCCCAGGCUGCCGCUGCAAAAGCACCCAGGCUUGCAAGGUGGCAGAGGUCAAGGCCUGUCAGCUGGAAAAACAGGCCUCAUGAUGGUGUGCCAGAAAUGGAGAGUACAAAGAGACUCGUGAGCAAAGUUUGCAGGACUCUCUCCAGUAGUGUUGUACUUCCCAAAGUCAUGGUACUCGAGGUUCACGCACGAUCCUCACGCUCAAGGUAUCCUGCCGUAGAUCAGUAGCAACGUUUGACUGACCAACGGGCACAACUCAUUAUUUUACUUGUUCAUAAAGUACUACAGCAAAGGAGAGGCCUGCAUUUUCUUCUCCUGGGGUUCUCGUGAUGGCCGUGGGAUCAAAGUCUUUGCCAUUUCCCCCCCUAGUAAAACAACUGGCUGACACAGAAUGCUGCAUUUUAGCAAAAUGUCUGUUUGAAAGAUUCCAAUCUAUUCUCUGAUGUUUAUUUUCUCUUUGGGUGGCUUUGAAAAGUCAAAGUAAAUAUCACCCAUUCAAGAACACUCUAUACUUUGGCAAUCCCUCUCCGGAUCUGGCACCGAGGAAAGGUUGCAGCGAAUUCCAAGCUGAUAACACAUGUCACAAUCAAAAUAACCAGACUUCAUCUCUGUGCACAGUACAUUUACAAGCUUGUUAUAGAGCUUUAUUUCUUCUGUUGUUUGAAAUGCAAACCACAGGAGGUAAUUCCGUUUCAUUGAAGGAUUCUAAGUUCCCUUGACGUCCCUAAUUGCAAUGUGUACCGUUGCGAAAGACAUUGGUGACCACCCGUAACCAUGUGACAGGAUGUUUUCUAUCUUCUGUGGGGACAGAUUGUUUGUUUUUGAUGGCAAAUGGGUAAAAUAGCUUUCGUAAUUCCCUUUGAAAACAUGCCAUA
Messenger RNA from Sinocyclocheilus anshuiensis, 1961 nucleotides. RefSeq names its product protein sprouty homolog 4-like. Gene Ontology annotation, cellular component: membrane; cytosol. NCBI's taxonomy places the organism in Eukaryota, Metazoa, Chordata, Actinopteri, Cypriniformes, Cyprinidae. The record is from RefSeq and is a predicted model, not a curated record. Gene Ontology annotation, biological process: negative regulation of Ras protein signal transduction; multicellular organism development; negative regulation of fibroblast growth factor receptor signaling pathway. The transcript has 2 exons. Bases 234 to 1169 code for a protein of 311 amino acids.